Molecule: messenger RNA, 6825 nt
Organism: Aphanomyces astaci
Lineage: Eukaryota; Oomycota; Saprolegniomycetes; Saprolegniales; Verrucalvaceae
Exons: 16
Coding region: 1-6825 (2274 amino acids)
Biological process (GO): transmembrane transport; monoatomic ion transport
Cellular component (GO): membrane
Molecular function (GO): protein-containing complex binding; monoatomic ion channel activity
Source: RefSeq, a predicted model, not a curated record
AUGCCCGCCAAAUCCCCCCAGCCGAAGCGACGUGCUUGGGGUAGCGUCCCCAACCUCCCGUGGCGCCGCCCCUAUGGCCAUCGCGUGGCAUCCUCCGACUUUGUCACGUCGGUGUCUGUGCGACAGGUCUCAGGGCGCGAAGUCGUCACCCCGCAGUCGUCGCCUCGGAAACGACCCCGCCUCGUCCGCAUUCCAUCGCUACAGGACCACGUCGCAGCCUUGCAACAGUGGAUUGCCGACGGGAUGAAGCCACUGGUGUCGUCGUGCUUCGGGCCGAGUGUCGUGGCGUUCGACCCAACGUCGACCAAGGUUGCCAUGUGGCAAACGGUUCUGGUCACGAUUGUGCUCUACGACGCGCUCAUGGUACCGCUGCUUGUGUGUUUUGACCAGCUGCACCAUGGCAUGUGCACGUUCAACGGCGUGUUGCGCUUGAUGGACGUCGCCGACGUCGCGUUCGUUGUGGACGUGUAUGUCCAGUUGUUCACAGGGUACUUUCACAACGGCGACUUGGUGGUCCGCCCGGCGUCCACAAGGCGGAGGUACAUACGAUCCAGGCAGUUUCCGCUAGACAUCCUUGCCCUGCUACCGCUGGCGUGGCUGCCCAUCGACGGCAGCACAUUGUGUGGUGCGCUGCGGGCCAACAAGCUGCUGCGGCUGCGGCGGCUGCCACAAUACACGAUUGCAUUUGACAAGGUGUUUGCCCGAUACUUUAAGUUUUGCAAAAUCGUCAAGGUCGUUGGGGCCUUGUGUGUGUUCUGCCAUGUCAUGGGGUGUCUGUACGUUUUGUUUGGCAUUGCCGACGACGACAACAAGUGGAAACUCGAAGCACAUGUGGCCCACGAACCGCUCGCGACGCAGUACGUGGCCGCCGUAUCAUGGGUCUUGGGCAUCGUCUCGCAUGUGGCCGAAGGCGUGAUCCCCCGCACGGUGUGGCAGACGCUGUUCAUGUACACGGUGCAACUGGGCGGGUUUCUCCUCUUUGUGUACAUUUGCGGCACGUUGUUUAUGAUUUCCAAGUGCGACGCCAACAACCGAGAGCAGUUUGACGCCAAGCUCAACCAACUGCGCUACGUGCUGUCGUUUCACCGGGUCCCUACCGAGAUUCAAGACCAAGCGAUCGAAUUCUUGGAGCAUGGGUUUAUCAGUGGCGAGAGCCAGGACCGGAGCAACAUGCAGCUCUUGUGUCCAUCCAUUUCCAAAGAAGUCAAGUACACCUUGCUCAAGGAUACCGUCACCGCCGUGCCGUUCUUUAAAUCGUGUAGCGCCGCAUUUAUCCGAGCGAUCAUCGACGUGAUGGAAACGCGGUCGUUGCCGACCAACUUUUUCGUGUGUCGUACGGGCGACCACGGCGAAGACAUGUACUUUGUGCAAUCGGGGGUUCUGGCUGUGCUCAUUGACAACGUCAAGGUGCGAGAGUUGCGCAAAGGGGGGUUCUUUGGUGAGCUGUCGCUCUUUACCAACCAAGUCCGCACGGCCGACGUCGCCACCGCAACCUUUUGCAUCUUGCACCGAUUGUCCCGCGUGCACAUCACACGUGUGUUGAAUGCGUACCCCGAAGCUGAAGGGCCGAUUUUGGAGAGCGUGGAGAAAAUCUCCGAAGAGUUAGAGUCCAAGAUGCCCAAGGGGGGAGAGAUGGCGAGGCGUGGCAGUUUGCAGUACUCGGAUACGGCGCUCCGAAACAGCACCAGCAACAUGCGUUCCACCAAGCUACUUCUGUCACCCAUGGCCGAUGGCCGAAUGAUUGGGUCCGGGAUUGACCGCAAGACAAUUUCCGUCAUCGCAGGGGCCCUUCGGAGCAGCACGCAAGCCGAGCCGCUGUGGACUCGCGCGCUGUUGGCCAAGCCGUUGGACCGCCGGAAACGGCUGCGAUGUGUGUGGAUUCUUGCAGUGAUGAUGGUGACGAUCUACAACAUGUUCACGGUGCCGUUGGUGUGUGCGUUUGAGCUCAUGGGGUACUCUAUGUCCGUGCUCCUCCUCAACACCGUCGCGGACAUCGUGCUAUGGAUGGACAUGUACGGGAAGUUGAAUUUGUCGUACGUGAUGGAAGCCGAGCACAUCCUCGAGUCCAAAGAGUGUGCGCUCCACUAUCUUCGCACGGACUUUGCCUACGACUUGGCUUGUACCUUUCCGUGGUGGGUAUUUCACCCCCCGUCGCAUGAAUCGUUGCGGUUUGUCCGACUCUUCCGUGUGCUCAACUUUCUGGCCGAGUUUGAAGAAGUCUCGACGUUUGUCCGGAUUAACAGUCACCACCGCAUUGCCGUCUUGGGCAUGGGUCUGCUCCUGUCGUACCACAUUGCUGGCUGCUUGGCCCAUACAUAUACCCGAGACGCGGGGUUCGCCGACAUGGAAUUCGGCUGGCUGCCCCCCAAGUCGAUCGAGUUGAAGCCCAUCGUGAAUGCCAUCACGGGCGACGUCGACGGGUACAAGUAUUCAAACGGCACAGUUAUCCCCCCCACUUCCCCCGACGUGAAUCGUUUCCUAUUGCUGCAAUACGCUCGGGCUGUGCAAUAUGGCGCCGUGUGCAUUACGAAUCUAGGGCGCACGUACGAACCUGUGACGUUUGCCGAGUACAGUUUGGCGUUUUCGCUCAUGUUGAUUGGCAUGUUGCUGGUGUCGCUCAUCAUUGACGAAGUCCAGAAGCGAGUGACGGCGUCCGCCGUGGAGCAAAUGGAGUUUCUGUCCACGAGGUCCCGCAUUUUGCACUUUCUCAAGCGGCAAAAGGCGCCCGCGGAACUCCACCGCCGCGUCUUGGCGUAUCUCGACUUUUCGUGGAGUGCUCACCGAGGCGCCGACAUCAACGGCCUCGUGUCUGAGCUGCCGAAUACAAUGCAGCGCGACAUUUACGGGUACAUUUGUGGUCCGAUUUUGGAAAUGAUUGCACGCUUGGACCACGUCAGCGACGUGUACGAACCAUUGAUUACGACCUUUCUUGAUCACGUGAAGAUUCAACUGUACGGCCAAGACGAAAUGAUAUAUCGCGUUGGGGACAUUGGAGAUGCAAUGUACAUGCUGUUGCAAGGCAACGUCGCCACGUAUGUCGAAGCGUACAGUCAACUACGCGAGCUCAACCAAGGGGACUUGUUUGGGCUCGCGAGUUUGAACUUUUCCGUCGAGUACACGGCACACACGGACAACGCGACCGCGCGUAGUGCAUGCGUUGUGGCGAUAAUAUCGAGGAAAACGGUGGCGUUGCUCAACCAAAUCUACCCGCGAUUUGCGGACGGUGUGAAGAAGCGCAGCCAGCGAAUGGGACGCCAGGCCACGAUGCACGCCAAGGCGAUGGCGGACAAGAAGGCGGUCGUUCCGCAAGCCAUCAACCCCGACUCGAACACGUCUGUGCUGUGGGAGACGUUUCUCUUCUUUGGCAUUGCGUACCAAGUGAUCACGGUGCCGUUUUAUAUGGCGUUUGGGUUUGCCCAACGCCACGUCGCAGGCGCCGAUGUGUUCUCCAUCAUGCUGGAACUGUGCUUUCUCGUCGACAUGGUGCUCAAGACGCGCACGGGGUACAUGGAUUACGGCAACAAGGUGAUGGACAUCGCGGUGAUCCGCCGUCGGUAUCUGCGGUCCACGGCGUUUGCAAUCGACCUUUUGGCCGUGCUCCCGACCAACCUCAUCAACGCCUUCAUCGCUCGCCCCCGGUCCGAAGCGUGGAAUAUCAACAAGUUGGUGCGAUUGUUCAAGCUAUCGUCGCAGAUUGACCACUUGGAACGGCAGUACUUUACCAUCAUCACGCAAAUCCGCGUAGCCAAGCUCGUGUUUUACGUGUACUUGUUGGCGCACUUCGUCGGAUGCAUGUGGUACAACUUUGCCAGCAACGAGUCGUCGAUUCUGAACGUGACCCCCACGACCCAAUUCGGCGCUGACCCGUGGCUCCCUGGCACAGAUAUGGCCACGGCCAACCACACAAAUGUGUUCAAACUCACCAAAGCCCUGUACUGGGGCGUGGGCAUGCUACUCGGGUUUCAACCGGGUGGGUACCCGUCCACGAUCGUCGAGUAUACGUUCACGGGCGUGGUGCAAACGGUGGGGGUGUUCUUGUUGGCAUAUGUCGUGGGCAACCUCUUGGACAUUGUGCAAGUCACGGACGGCAACAGCCGACUGUUCUACAGCAACUUGAACUAUGUGCGCAAGUUGCUGCACUACUUUUCGUUCUCGGACGACGUCCAGGCCAAGAUCCAGUACUUUUAUUUCUACCGGUUGUUUCAUAGCAUCCACGAAGAGCACAUUCUGGUCCAGUGUUUGCCGCCGUCGUUAACCGCCGACAUUCGCAUGUUCCUCCUCACGCCCAUGCUCAACAAGGUGCCGUUCCUCCAGGACAACCUUGCCGGCGCCAGCGUCACACGCAUCCUCGUGAGUCAGAUGUCGCAGAUGCUCGUGACCCGCGACGAGAUCAUUUGCCGGCAGCGCGACGUCGGCCGGGAAAUGUACUUUGUGUUCACGGGGUGCCUCGACGUGUUUAUCUCGACGUCGUCGUCCAUUCGUUUUGAAGGCAACCUCGGCGUCAAAGUGCACGAGAUCAGCGAAGGAUCGUUCUUUGGCGAGAAAGCGCUGUUUUCCAACGAGCCGCGCAACGCCACCAUCAAAGCACGGACGUUUUGCACGCUGUACAAGCUAUCGCUGGCGCAUUUACAGUCGAUCUUUUCGUGGCAUCCCGAGUGGAAGGCCAAGGUGCUGGACAUUGUCAAGUCCUUGUAUGAAGAGCACGCAGCGCGGUUGGAAGUGGUCACGGGCAUCUCAGCCAAGUCCGCCAAAACGGCCACUGCCGCCGUCGAGAGUGUCGGCGACAGAGGCAGCUCGAAACUGCCCCACAUGUCGCCCCCCCUCCUGACCAACGACACUCAUGACACGACAUCCUUGUCUGCCGACGCCAGCAUCGACAACAUACCACCCAUCACCACCCCCACCUUCCUAACUCGACGCAUGUUGAUGACAAUGAAAGACCUCGUCGAGCGCCUUCGCCUCAAGGCCACGCCGUGGUGGAGGCGGUGGGGGCGUCAAUUUUUAUACAUUGAGAUUCAGUCGCCGUUGUACUGCUCGUACUUGACGCUGCUAUGUGUUUCGAUUUUGCACGUGGCCCUCAGUGUGCCCUUCAUGCUCACGGUCGCACACAGCGGGAUCACUGGCUUUGGCUUGGCAUUGAUCAAGACUACCAACGUCCUCGUGGACGUUGUGUUUGCAUAUGACAUUUGGUUCAAACGACAUCUCGUGGAAACGACCACCACGCGCGAGUUCUACGAGCGCAACGACGUCCACCAGACCAGCGUCGCCCUCGACGUGCUGGCCAUCCUUCCCCUCGACUACAUCUCCGAGCCUUUCUUUGACUGGUCCGUUGUCCUUCGGUUCAAUCGGCUCUUGAAGCUGCGGCAGCUCAGCCGCACAAUCAGCGAAAUCCACCGCUUCAGCAUGUCCUACGAGCUCAACCGGCUCAAGCUGCUGGCGUUGUACUACUUUAUUGUCAGCUACUGGACUGCGUGCGCGUACUUUGGUGUGACAUUUGUCGACGGGUUUGCCAGUCAGUGGAACAUGUCGCUGCCCACGGCCGAGUUUGAGAUUCGCGACCGUGAAACGUUCGAGACAGUGUCGCAUCGGAUCUUGCGAUGCUUGUAUUUUGCCGGGGCGUUGUACACGGGGGCCGGCAUCGUGUACGAACCUACGACCAUGUUGCAAUAUGCGCUGCUGCUGAUCAUGUCAGUGUUUGGGGUGUUUGUGAUGGGGUAUGUGAUUGGCGAAGGCUCGAUGCUGUGCAUCUACCUCAUCCAGAAUGAAGUCGACUUCAAGAUCAACCAGAUGAACGUCAUGGAGUUCUUGGCACGGAAGCGGCUGAAUCGGGCGUUGCACGGCCGCGUGCACGGGUACAUGUCGUACUGGUGGACUACGCACCAAGGCGUGGCGUUCCAGUCCAUCUUGGAGCAGCUGCCGCCCAAGAUUCGAUCCCAAGCCAGCCUUCAGAUCGCACGGUUGAGUCUGUCCCGGUUCACGAUGAGGUACCUGCGGCCGCUAUCGAAAGACACUAGGGACCACGACAGUAUCAUUUACAGCUUGGCCCAACGGGUGGUGUUUGAAGGGUACCCCAAGGGCGAAUCUGUCAUUGUGCAGGGCAACUUGGGCCAACACGUGUACUUUGUGUCGAAAGGCGAACUCAUUUCACACUCGACGCAAUCUCAUAUUUUUGUGCCGUCGAGGUACACUGAAGGGCAGUACUUUGGAGAAGAUGGCUUCCUGGGAGGCGCCGUGUGCCAUUGUUCCGUCGUGACCGCGCGUGCAUGCGACCUGCUCUCGCUCUCGGCUGCAGACUUCGUCCUCGCCAUGGAAUCUCAUCCACGGUUUGCGGAAGCCCUGCAGCUCUCUCGGGAUGCCACGGAACAUGUUGCGUACCAAUCCAUGUGCAUCAAGGACGCCGGGGAAGAAGUGGUGAGGCAGACGAUAGAGGAACAGGCGGCGACGUUGGAGCACUUUCAACCCAUGACUGCAGACAAGUGCAGCCUUGUGUUUAAGCAGUUCCUCAAGCUGUUUAUGAACACCCAUGCCGUCAAGUCUGCAGCCAAGCAUGCUACGGGAUCCAAGAACGCCAGGCGGUCCCUCGUAUCGUGUCAAAAGUGUUGGAAGCGGCUUGGCACGGUCCAAUGCAACGAAUGCCAGCUCACGUAUUGCAGCCCAUGCUGCAGCCAAGUUCAUGCUGCCAAGGAACUACGGGGGCACCUUGAGCAUAUCACCACUGCGGAGAUCUUCAACCCUCGAUCCUCGAUACUCAGCGCCCGGAGCAAGGAGAGCGGUAGUACCAGCACAUCCCGUCGGACACAGCAUUUCGAGUCGCGCCACUUGUGA